Penicillium alfredii is the source of this 411-nucleotide messenger RNA. RefSeq lists its product as uncharacterized. Bases 1 to 411 code for a protein of 136 amino acids. The record is from RefSeq and is a predicted model, not a curated record. The transcript has 2 exons. Lineage: Eukaryota; Fungi; Ascomycota; Eurotiomycetes; Eurotiales; Aspergillaceae.
AUGGAUCCUAUCAAACUUCCUCCCGCAGCUGAAGAUGUUCGCAAGGAAAUAAAGGGGAUAAUUCCCGAGACCUCUACUUCAUCACAUCAAGCAGCUGAGAUUGAGCCGAAGAUACGCAAGGAUGGGAACAAGACUUACCUGGGAGACUGGCUUGCAAACAAAAUCUCUUUUCUCAAGAAAGAAAUGCAUAUCGGUGAUGCUAUCGGUGAUGGUUGGGGUUGGCAUCUGGUAUAUUUUUCAAAUUCCACCGAACUUCAAAAUGAUCGGAAGCAGGGGUUCUUGGUACCACUAUCUGAAGAAAUUACUUUGACACCUGGAGGAGUACUACAAGAAGGGUUCUACAUGAAUAUCACGACUGAGCCAGUGGUCAGUUCGGGAGCAACUGCUAUAUUCAUUGUCCCUCGCAACUGA